AUGCCAACAGCAACCACCCCACCCCCUUCCAACACGCUUCCUCCGCCGCAACUAUUCGACAUCCUCCCACCCCUUCACUCCCUACUCUCUCGCCUCCUCCUUCCGCCGUCCGCCGACGGUCUCACACCUUCACCAGACACAAUCACCCCCGUCUCACCCAAAGACCUAGCAACAGCCGCUUCGUCCAUUACGAACAAGAUACAGAAAGCGCGGGUUGCAGUACGAGAACUCCCGGGUGUAGGAAUGGGCAUCGAAGAGCAGGAAGACGUGAUUGCGGAACUGGAAGAAGAGAGCAGACGGUUGAGGGGCGUGGAGGAGGGCAUCAGGAAGGCUGCGAGAAACAGAUUGGAGGGAGCGGCGAGCGAAGUCGAAGCGGGGAUUGCUGACGAUGAGGCCAUGGAGACGUGA
Letharia columbiana is the source of this 408-nucleotide messenger RNA. RefSeq lists its product as uncharacterized. NCBI's taxonomy places the organism in Eukaryota, Fungi, Ascomycota, Lecanoromycetes, Lecanorales, Parmeliaceae. Gene Ontology annotation, molecular function: transcription coregulator activity. The transcript has a single exon. Gene Ontology annotation, biological process: regulation of transcription by RNA polymerase II. The record is from RefSeq and is a predicted model, not a curated record. Gene Ontology annotation, cellular component: mediator complex. Bases 1 to 408 code for a protein of 135 amino acids.